Molecule: messenger RNA, 1347 nt
Organism: Cryptococcus wingfieldii CBS 7118
Lineage: Eukaryota; Fungi; Basidiomycota; Tremellomycetes; Tremellales; Cryptococcaceae
Product: glutamate-5-semialdehyde dehydrogenase
Exons: 4
Coding region: 1-1347 (448 amino acids)
Molecular function (GO): glutamate-5-semialdehyde dehydrogenase (NADP+) activity; NADP binding
Source: RefSeq, a predicted model, not a curated record
AUGUCGUCCUCUUCGAACGCAGAGUCUAUCGCGGUUGCAGCUCGCAGAGCAUUUGAAGCGUCCCAGCUCGUUGAUCCCUCAGAGCGCAAUGUCGCGCUCUACGCUAUCCGUGAAGUGCUCGAGGUGCACAAGGAUGAGGUCGUCGCUGCCAACAAGAAGGACAUGGAGGAUACUGGCAAGCUUUCCGCCUCCCUCGUCUCUCGACUCGACCUUUCUCGACCUGGAAAAUUCGAAGCCAUGCUUCAAGGUAUCUCCGACGUAGGGUCCCUCCCCGUCCCCACUGGCAUUGUCAACUUUGCCAAGGAGCUUGGGCCAGAGCUUGAGCUUCAUCGGGUGACAUGCCCUGUGGGCGUGCUGUUGGUAAUCUUUGAGGCCAGGCCGGAAGUCGUGGUCAACAUCGCUGCGCUGGCUAUCAAGAGUGGUAACGCGGCAAUCCUCAAAGGAGGCAAAGAAUCCAUCCACACCGCCACCCUCCUCUCCUCCCUCAUCUCUCAAGCCCUCUCCAAAACAUCCAUCCCAGCCACAUUCGUCCAAUCCGUAUCUACCCGUUCCGAAAUAUCCUCUCUCCUGGCUCAAGACCGGUAUAUUGACCUGGUGAUGCCGAGGGGCGGCAACGAGCUGGUGAAAAGUAUUCAAAACAAUACGCGGAUCCCGGUGAUGGGGCAUGCGGAUGGGAUUUGCGCAGUGUAUUUGGAUGAGAGUGCUGUGGAGGAGAAGGCUGUUCGGAUCGUCGUCGAGUCGAAGAUUGACUACCCCGCCGCCUGCAAUGCCGCUGAAACACUGCUCGUCCACUCCUCCCUCCUGAACACCAUCUGGCCCAAAGUCGCCUCCGCCCUCUUCUCCAAUGAUGUCCGUCUCCGAUGCGAUGCCGCCUCCCUCGGCGCCUUGCACGAGAACGCCAUCACCCAAGCCGCUCAAUUCGCUACCGCCUCCUCCCCAGAGGACUACCGCGAAGAGUUCCUCGGGCCCACAUUGGCGGUCAAGGUCGUGGAGAACGUUCAAGAAGCGAUCCAGCAUGUCAACUCGCACUCUUCGCACCACACCGAUUCCAUCAUCACCGAGGACGAGCAAGCCAUGUCUGCCUGGUGCCGAGGCCUUGAUAGUGCAAAUUGCUAUGUCAAUGCUUCCACCCGAUUCGCCGAUGGGACACGAUAUGGGCUCGGGACGGAGGUGGGUAUCUCUACAGGCAAGACGCAUGCGAGAGGACCCGUGGGACUGGAUGGGCUGGUCAUUUACAAGUACAUGAUGAGGAGUAGGAAGAAGGAUGGAAGUGUUGUUGGGGAUCAUGAGAAGGGGGGCGCGGGGUACACACACAGGGAUUUGGAGAAGGGCGAUGCUCCGUUCUAG